Molecule: messenger RNA, 3212 nt
Organism: Microbotryum saponariae
Lineage: Eukaryota; Fungi; Basidiomycota; Microbotryomycetes; Microbotryales; Microbotryaceae
Source: the annotation of a GenBank genome assembly
AUGGUCAAGAGCAAGUCGCUCUCAGCCAAAGACAUCUGGGAGAAGUUGAAACAACACCACGAAGGGAACACCGAUCCGUUCAAGAUUCGCACGCUACUCUACGAGAUUUCGAAUGCAUCGUACGAUGAGGACACCAACCUCGGCGAGUUUCUCAAGGGCAUCACGGACAAGGUCGAUCAACUCGAAGAUCUUGGCCAGAAGUUCAAGGAUGAAGCCAUCGUCGCGUUUAUGCUUCAAGCUCUACCUCCCUCAUACGAGAUGCUCAAGCAAGCUAUAAAGCUCAGCGAUAAGUGCUCGGUUGACUACGCCGUCAAUCGACUUACCGACGAGUACAGUGAAUGCAAGCUCACUGGCAAGUACGACAAGUUACUCAAGAACGCGGGAGCGUUAGCGGUUCGCGAAGGCACGCAAGUCAAGCGUGAUCCGAACUGCAUUUGUCGUGGUUGCAAGGGAACCGGUCAUUACCAAAUCGAUCCGGAAUGUCCCAAGUACGAUCCGAACGCCAAACGCGGUCGUAACAAGAACCACAGCAACAAGAAGAAGAAGCAACAUCAGCAUUCCAAGGGAUCUGCGGAUUCGGAGGAGUCGGCUUCUUUUGCGUUGGUGGUCAAGUCUCUCGAGGAGAGCCAUUCGCUUCACAUCAACGUCGCGAAUAGGGUGUCACAGAACGACCAGAGUGAGAUCUGGAUCCUGGACACCGGUGCAAGUCAGCACUACGUCGGCAACGCAAGUCUGCUUACCGACCGUCAACAUGGAAGUCUGAAUGUUCAAACCGCGAGCGGUCAGGUAGCACAUUGCGACACGUAUGGUACGGUACGGUUCAAGUUGAGAAGCGGGGCCUCGCUCUCACUUUCGAACGUCUACCAUCUCCCGGGCGCUCCGGUGAACCUCGUCUCGACUCGUGCUUUAUACCGAUCAGGAGCUAGUUGCGGAUGGGAAGAUGGCAGGGAUGUCAUGACGAUCAAGAUCAAAGGGCUUACCGUAGCGAAGAUGCUGAACGGUACCGGUUACACCCUCGACUUUACGCGCAUUGUCGAGGACCAAGCUCAUGUUGCAACUCGUGCAACAGUGGGAGCGCCUUUGAUGGAAUGGCAUCGUCGCUACGGCCACAUUGCCGUGAGCUCGUUAAGUCAGGCGCUGUAGAUGGACUAGUUCUCACCGACGAGAAGGUCCACGACUGCGAGCCCUGCAUCAGUUCCAAGUCUCGCACAUCGAAGUUCUCCGAGUCGGUUACCCAUGUCACCAAUGUCCUUCAACGCGUAUUCAUGGACAUCGGAUUCGUCGCAGAAGAUCAAGUCGAUUUUCAAGGUCGAAAAGCAUACCUGGCUAUUGUAGACCAGUACUCGACUGCGAAGUGGAUGUUUCCGUUGAAGACCAAGUCGGCCGAAGAAGUCACUCGCGUAUGGAUCACAUUUCGACAAGGUGUCGAGAAGAUGACUGGUCGCAAAAUCAAGCGCGUUCGCAUGGACAAUGGCAAUGAGUUCACCAACAAGCUCAUCGGCGCAGAUUUCCAAAGUCAAGGAAUUCUCCAUGAGACCUCAGCACCGUACACCCCGCAACAGAAUGGAACGGUUGAACGCUUCAACGGCUCGUUGAUGGCGAUCGUUCGUGCGGUCCUUGCAGCCUCCAAGCUGUCCUGGAAGUACUGGUCUUAUGCGAUGGAGUACGCCACGUUCGUCGCGAAUCGGGUCCUACACUCCAAGUUGGAUGGCAAGACGGCUUACGAAGUUUUCUACGGAAAGAAGCCCAAGGUCUCGCACUUUCGUCCAUUUGGAUCGACUGUCUUUGCGCAAGUCCCCAAGUCGAAACGCUCUAAGCUCGAGCCGACUUCAGUCAGGGGAACGUUCAUCGGGUAUGGCAAUGAGUACAACUAUCGCGUGCUCGUCGACUCCGAUUCGGAACACAAGGUGAUCAUCACACGCGACAUCGCGGUCUUGAACCUACAACCAGAGGAGGUCCGUGCACCGGAGGUCACGACUUUGCUCGAGGGGCCAGAUGAAGAUGAGGGUCCCGUCUUGGAAGGCAACGAUGCCGGAGACGAACUUCAGGAUGAGGUUGCUGGAGAGCAGAUAGCCCCUGCUCGUCCGAACCGUCCUCAUUGGGAAUACGGAGAUCCCGCGGUUAGGGGUCGAAACCCAGGCAGGUUUGAGGAGAUCGACGCAGGCAACGAGAUUCAUCAGCGUACUCGUGGCCACAGGCGCAUCGCGGAACAACAAGGUCUCUUCGUCACAGAGAUACCCGAACUCGAUCCCGAACCACCCAUCAUGUCUGGCUAUGCAAUGAUCAGCACGGAUCGUCCGGCCGUACCCAGCAGCUACGAAGAAGCGAUGAACAGUGCCAAAGCGGACAAGUGGAAGGAAGCUAUCCAGGACGAACUCAAUGUGAUGGAUCGUCAUCAAGUCCUUGCAGACUCAGAUCUUCCCCACGGUGCUUGCGCUCUCGGGUCGAAGUGGGUUUUCGCUCGUAAGGAGAACGCUCAAGGAGAAGUCAUUUGUUACAAGGCUCGAUUGGUCGCGCAAGGUUUUGCACAGCGAUCUGGCAUCGACUACAACGAGACUUUCGCUCCCGUUGCUCGCUCUACGACGAUUCUCUUUCUCAUCGCCAUCGCUGCAUCCCAAGGACUGUGCCUCGAACAAUUUGAUUACGACUCAGCGUUUCUGAACGGAACAAUGACGGAGAUGGUCUACAUGAAGUAUCCCAAGGGUUGGGAUCAUCCUCAGCUUGGCCAAGUCCUUCGUCUUGUCAAAUCAAUGUAUGGAACGAAGCAAGCUCCUCGAGAAUGGAACUCGGCAGUCAACAACCUCAUGGUCGCUUGUGGUUACUCGCGAUCUGACGCCGAUUCAUGUCUCUACUUCAAGUGUGUCGAGGAGAUGUUCGUCUACAUUACUCUCUACGUCGAUGAUGGACUCGCUGCCUCGAACGAUCAGAUGUUUCUGGAUUCGGAGAUCCAAGCUUUCAACAAGGUGUACCAACUCAAGCGACUUGGUCCUGUGAAGGUGUUUCUUGGUCUCGAAUUCCUGCGGACGUCCAAGUUCAUCUUCGUGCACCAGUCCAAGUACAUCAGGAGCCUCGUCGCUACGUAUGGCGGAGAUCACGGAUCGAAGCACCCAGUGAAGGUCCCGAUGGAGCCCAGGUCGAACAUGGAACACUCGACGGAGCCGUUCGACGACAUUGCACUCUACCAGUCAGCAGUGGGAGCUUUGCAGUUGUAA